CAUCAGCGUGGCAGCGUUCCAGGGAUGCGGCUCUGACGCUUUGACCAUCAAUUUUGUGUCAGUUUUAAAGUCUUCGCUAUGAGCUGUAGCUUCCACCACAAGCUGUCUGCGAGUGCAGAUGCAGGUAAGUCAGGUACAUCAGCGUGCAUGCAGUCAAGCUUUAGGGGUUGUCAAACCUAACUUAUCAGCGAAGGCCGUCGCGUUCAUGGCGCAUUCUUCACCAGCUGAGUCAUCUGCAGGGGAGCUUGCAGCCGAGAGGACCGCAGGAGGAUAGUGCCGGUGGCGCUCGAUUGC
This is a messenger RNA of Baudoinia panamericana UAMH 10762, 294 nucleotides long. RefSeq lists its product as uncharacterized. The transcript has a single exon. Lineage: Eukaryota; Fungi; Ascomycota; Dothideomycetes; Mycosphaerellales; Teratosphaeriaceae. Bases 119 to 274 code for a protein of 51 amino acids. The record is from RefSeq and is a predicted model, not a curated record.